Prunus armeniaca (apricot) is the source of this 1170-nucleotide messenger RNA. The record is from the annotation of a GenBank genome assembly. Lineage: Eukaryota; Viridiplantae; Streptophyta; Magnoliopsida; Rosales; Rosaceae.
AUGUCGACCACCCUGCAUGCGAAACUGGGGUGCAUUGAAAUUGGGUUGCUUUUUGCUGUUAGAAAAAGCACUCUUAGCAAACACCAAAGAAAAUGGCUUUCUGCUUUUGCAACCAUCUACUGCUCUAGAGCCUUCAACAUUUCUUCUCUAUCCAAACCCAAAUUCACAAACACCAAAAUACCUCGCUCUCCCUCUUAUGCCACUCUUACUGUCGAGCCAGAUAACGAGUUCGAAAUUGAUCAAACCACCCUCACUGACCUUGUCAAGGAGAAAAGACUCAACCAGCUCCGGGAGCUGGGAGGGGUUGAAGAAAUAGCAUCAGCUCUCAAAACUGAUGCAGAGCAUGGAAUCCAUGGCUAUGGUGAUCCUCAAGACAUUGCCAAAAGAGUUGAAGCAUUUGGCUCAAACACAUACAUGAAGCCACCAGCAAAAGGGUUCUUCCAUUUUGUGUGGGAAGCUUUUAAAGACCUCACAAUUAUCAUCCUCUUAGGCUGUGCUGCACUCUCUCUUGGUCUCGGGAUCAAAGUGCAUGGCCUUAACGAAGGCUGGAUCGAUGGUGGAAGCAUAUUUAUCGCAAUCAUUCUGGUGAUUUCUGUGUCGGCUGUAAGUAAUUACAGGCAGAACAGGCAGUUUGAUAAGUUAUCAAAAGUCAGUGACAAUGUCCAAAUUGAAGCUGUGAGAGGCGGCAGGCGCCAACAGAUUUCGAUAUUUGAUAUUGUUGUUGGCGAGGUCAUUUGCUUGAAGAUUGGAGAUCAAGUUCCAGCUGACGGGUUGUUUCUUGAUGGCCAUUCAUUACAAGUAGAUGAAUCAAGCAUGACGGGGGAAAGUGACCAUGUGGAAAUAAAUCAAACCCAAAAUCCAUUCUUGUUCUCUGGCACCAAAGUGGCUGAUGGCUACGCUCGGAUGCUUGUAACUUCUGUGGGCAUGAACACAACUUGGGGUGAAAUGAUGAGCCAAAUCAGCCGUGACACAAAUGAACAGACGCCUUUACAAGCUCGCCUCAACAAGCUAACUUCAUCAAUUGGUAAAGUUGGUUUGGUUGUUGCUUUUCUAGUGCUCAUUGUCUUGUUAGUUAGAUACUUCACGGGAAAUACACAGGAUGAGAAUGGAAAUCAGGAGUAUAAUGGCAGCAAGACCAAAGUUGAUGACAUAUUAAACGCGGGUCGUUGA